Myotis lucifugus (little brown bat) is the source of this 904-nucleotide messenger RNA. RefSeq names its product von Willebrand factor C domain containing protein 2 like (gene VWC2L). Gene Ontology annotation, cellular component: AMPA glutamate receptor complex. The record is from RefSeq and is a predicted model, not a curated record. Bases 124 to 792 code for a protein of 222 amino acids. Lineage: Eukaryota; Metazoa; Chordata; Mammalia; Chiroptera; Vespertilionidae. Gene Ontology annotation, molecular function: protein binding. The transcript is spliced from 4 exons. Gene Ontology annotation, biological process: negative regulation of BMP signaling pathway.
CAUAUUGGUCUAUGACCCCCAUCACCACUAUUAACCUCCAGAGUGAUUAGCCUACCCCUCCCCAUGGAAGGAGCUGAGUAUAUUCAGUAGUAGGAGCACAUCCAGAAGCCUUUGAGGAGGGGGAUGGCUCUUCAUAUUCAUGAAGCUUGCAUACUUCUCUUGGUCAUCCCUGGAUUGGUCACCUCUGCUGCCAUCAGUCAUGAAGACUAUCCUGCUGAUGAAGGGGACCAGACCUCCAGUAAUGACAAUCUGAUCUUUGAUGACUAUCGAGGGAAAGGGUGUGUGGAUGACAGCGGCUUUGUAUACAAGUUGGGAGAACGAUUUUUCCCAGGGCAUUCCAACUGCCCUUGUGUCUGUGCGCUGGAUGGACCUGUUUGCGACCAGCCAGAAUGCCCUAAAAUUCACCCAAAGUGUACUAAAGUGGAACACAAUGGAUGCUGUCCUGAGUGCAAAGAAGUGAAAAACUUUUGUGAAUAUCAUGGGAAAAAUUACAAAAUCUUGGAGGAAUUUAAGCCCUCUCCAUGUGAAUGGUGUCGCUGUGAGCCCAGCAAUGAAGUUCACUGUGUUGUAGCAGACUGCGCAGUUCCUGAGUGUGUCAACCCAGUCUAUGAACCAGAGCAAUGUUGUCCUGUCUGCAAAAAUGGUCCCAACUGCUUUGCAGGGACUACCAUCAUUCCGGCUGGCAUCGAAGUGAAAGUGGACGAGUGUAACAUCUGUCACUGCCACAACGGGGACUGGUGGAAGCCGGCGCAGUGCUCCAAACGCGAAUGCCAAGGCAAGCAGAUCGUGUAGCGCGCCACCCCGGCGAGGACCACUUCCCCGGAGAGGGCGCGGGGGCUGCUGCUCUGCACACGUUUCCAACGCAACACAACGGACACACGGACUCCCGCCAGCUCCAACAGGG